Molecule: messenger RNA, 3714 nt
Organism: Durusdinium trenchii
Lineage: Eukaryota; Dinophyceae; Suessiales; Symbiodiniaceae
Source: the annotation of a GenBank genome assembly
UGGCUCACAGCUUUUGAAAGGUGUCCAGAGCAAACACAUGAAAUAGCUCACCUUGGAGCCACUCUCUAAGAGGAAAUCAAGCAGGUUCUUGUGGUCAAUUCUGUCUCUUUCGGCAUGGCUGGGCAGCAUGACCGAGCUGGACGUUGCCCACUUUCUCAGACUCUUGGAACUCCUCCGCUGCCCCGACAACAGUACAAGAUCCGACGCUGAAAAGAGGUAUGUUGCCGCAUGCCAAACAGAUCCAGCUCAUGUUUUUGCAUGUUUGGCGCAUUGCUUGGCUCACCAUGAUGACGUGAUCAGGAUUCAGGCUGCCACGUUGCUGCGCCGGGCUGCGACGGUUGCCACGGGACCUGAAGAUCCAUGGCCAAAGGCGGUCCACGUGCAUGCGGCCAUCCGUAUCAACCUCAUCAAGGCCAUAGCACGGGAAAGUUGUUCACCGGUGAGACGUACCUUGGUGGCUGCCAUUGCCGUCAUCUCUGAGGCUGGGCCAUGGCCAGAGUUGGUUCCCAUGGUGUUCGAUCUUGCGAAUGAAAACGUUGAGGCUGCCAUUUGUCUUUUGGGCGAGCUGGUGGGCCGCCACGUCGAGGAGAUCAUGUCUCACAGUCAGACGAUGAGCAUCAUCCACCAGGGUUUGACCUCCAAAACACUCGCGGCAAGCGCCAUUGUGUUGGUCUCCCAGAUAGUGGGAGCUCAUCAGGGUGAGCUGAAGUGGAAGACUGGAGUGGCGAGUGCUCUACAGCAAGUCCUUCCACAAUUGGAAGGUGCAUUGGCCCUGCUCACGGAAGAGCAAUCACCAAACCUCCCUGAAGCCUUACAAGCGUUGAUUAUGCUGGCAGAACAUCAGCCCAGCUUCUUCAAAUCAAGAUACCAGAUAUGGAUUGAAAUCAUGCUGAAGCUCGCUCUAUCUCCGGUUCAUCCUUCUGUGCGAAUGCUCUCCUUUGAAUGGGUGGCCAGCCUCGUAGCCUCCGCCAAGGGAUUGGUGAAGGCAGUGCCUGAUUUACCUUCCAAAGCUCUGACAGUUGCAUUUCUUUUUCUCAGUGAACUUGAGGAAGAUGAAGAAGCGGAACGGCUUUGCAAAGAAGGCGAGGCCAAAGUGGACUUCUUGGUGAAGAACUUCACGUUCAACGUGGCCAAGAGCCCGUUGGCCUCCUUGACGCUUCGCUACGCCAGAAGUCCUUCAUGGAAGGAACGGACGGCAGCUGCUCUGGCCAUUCGAGCAGCCGGGGAAUAUGCGGAUGAGAUUUCGGCUGAUCAGAUGACCGAAGCGCUUCUGCAAUUGACCACCGAUCCGCACUGCCGUGUUGGCUCUGCAGCCUUUUUCGCUUUGGGACAGUUGUGUCAUGAUCGGGGUUCCAACUUCAACCAAGAAUGGUGUGAGAAGUUCAUGCCCGCCUUUGCCCGAGGUUGUCAGGAGAAAGAGGUUCUCAUAGCAAGGAAGGCCAUCGGAGCACUGGAAAGUCAUCUUCACCAAUGCUCAUCGCAUGAGAUCAGUCGAUUUUCCAGCAUGCUCGUCAACGUCCUGGUGCUGAAACUGCAGUCCUCUGACACGAACAUCGUCGUCGCAGCCUUGGAGGCUCUUGGUGCUUUGGCCAUCGCAGUGGAUGAUGGCUUUGAUGAUUGCUACGAUUCUUUGGCCCCAUUGCUGUUGAGGGCACUUGAAUCUACAUCGAAGGACCAUAUCCACUCCACCAUUCGUGAGAAGGCGUUUGAAUGUAUCUCCUUGAUGGGUUUCGCAGUGACCAAAGAGAAGUUUGCACCCCUCGCUGCAGCUGCAUUGAAGUCGCUUGCACCAAAACGUGAAUCAGAUGUUAUAGAUGCAAGCAUUGACGUGUGUGAAUUAUCAGAUUGCUCCCGGGAUUCGAUCCAACGCAUGUGCAAAGUCCUGGGCGUUGACUUCGGACAUUUUCUUCCGCUUUUGGUGCCCAGCAUUUUGGGCAGCCUGGACCAACUUGAAGCAUUCACCACUGACAUUCAAGGGGCUGAAGAUGAUUUGGUUGUACAACUGGAUACUUCCACUUUUCGAGUGAGGACCGGGCAGCUAACAGAAGCUGUUGCACUGAUAAAGCUUCUAGAAGUGCUAAUGAAACACACUGCUGAGUGCUUCUUGCAGUUUGUCUUGCCCACCAGUCGGGUUUUAGUCAAGCUUCUGAGUCAAAGUCCAUCGGUCUUCACCUCGGAGCUCCGUGAGGGCAUUUAUCCCACUUGGGCUGAGUUGGUGAGUUUGAAGGGUUUGGAUUUGGAGACCAAACGCAUUUUGGUGCAAAGCUUCGUGGAGAAACUGGCCUUGGAUAUCAUGAACAGUGAGGAAGCAGACGAUAUUGCUUCCAUGGCCAGAGCUCUUGCCUUGAUCAUCGAUCGGGCGAGGCACGAAGACGGAACGCUCCCUGGUGCGACUGCGCAGGUGACGGCGCAGCAGGUGACGGAUCUCUGUGGACUUGCCGUCAGCGAAAUCGCGAAAUCCUUUCAGCGAGAAGGGGCGGGGCCAGUGGAGGGUGAGACUUCGAAGAGGGAAACAUCGUGGAGUGGAUCGGACGAGGAGGAAGAAGGCGAUGACGAAGAUGAGAACGAGGAGCACCAGUGCCGCACAGGGCUUUUGUCAAUCAUCACCUCCUGCAUGAAGGCAGACCCGCAGGCCUUCCUCUCAUCAGCUUGGCCAAGUUUGCUAAGCUUAUUGCAGCAAUGGUUUGGCAAACCACGAGGGGCUGGAGGAACCAAGUUGGCAUUGCGUUUGGCUUGUGAGAUAUGUCACUUGGGUGAGGAUGCUGCAAGUGCUUGGCCUACCUUCAUGACGCAGGUGGUCGUAGCCUUGUCCUCCGAUCGCGAGGAGCGACGCUGGGCCGCGCGUGGCGUGGCCUGGGCCGCGCGCAGCGAGGCCUUUGCGCCCUGGGCGCUCCCAGCGGCCGAGCGGCUGCGGCCGCGGGAGCUCCGGAGCGACGGUGAGAUUGCUGCACUGGUGCAGCUGUGCUUGAGUCACUCGAGUGCAUUGGCCGACACUUGCAGCGACUGCUGGAGGAGUUGUUUUGCAGCACUUCCCUUGAAGGCAGAUCUCGCUGAAAGCCGCAGGCUGAACAACCAAAUCUUCGCUCAGGUCGAAUCUGGGGCGAUUCAAGGGAUUUCUGCAGCACGAGCCGUGGGCUACCUCUCUGAAGUUCUUGGACUGAGUCGCUAUCGUGCUGUCGCUGUCGUGCUGUAGCUGUAUGUCGCACCGAGUGCUGUGGGAGUCCAAAUGGGCGCCUGAAGGUCUAUGGCAACAAAGACGUGUGUGAUCAGGAUCUCCAAGCCAAGUUUCUGGCCUCACUGGCCAGCAUGCCCUUGAAGACUUACAGCGAAGCUUCGGCAUGUGUUUUCAGAUGCAGUGUUUUGCCUGAGCAAACGCACAAACCACAUGUGGUCACUAAAAAGUACACUGUGCCAACCAGUGCGAUGAUUGACUGGCACAGCAACAAGAGUAGGAGCGAGCGACUGGCAAAACCGGCAAGCUUAGUGAGGUCCGGUCUUUCGGCCGUUUGUUCUGGUCAGCUUCCUCUCCAUUCUUUUCUUGUUCCACCCCUUCUAGUCACAUCACUUCUUUUGCUUCCCGACUUUUAAUGCAAUGCUUUUAUCUCUUUGGUGCAAGAGCUCACCAAAUUUGGAUACAACACUGGCAGAAGACUGGGAGCACUUCAAGGGCUCUGUGAAGAUGCAUGCGAGGCCUUUGACCCUGUAAAUGCAAGC